Messenger RNA from Pseudo-nitzschia multistriata, 1059 nucleotides. The record is from the annotation of a GenBank genome assembly. Lineage: Eukaryota; Bacillariophyta; Bacillariophyceae; Bacillariales; Bacillariaceae.
CGAAUCCAAAUUCACGUCCGAAGAGCACUUCCAUAAGGACCUCCGUGGUUCAAUCGUCAAUGAUAAAAGUUUCAAAAGGUAUAUCCAUUAGCACAGCGACAAAGCUUACAGAGGAUAUCAAUCAGUCCCACCCUGAGAAUGCUGGGUCGUCGAGUUCGAGCUCAAGAACCAAGAAUGUCUCCCAAAAGCCCUCCGUGGUUCCUUCGUCAUUGACCAAGGUUGUCAAAGCUCCUCAUCGCAACACAGCAACCAAACCUACAGAGGAUGGCGAUAAUCCCGACUCUAAGAGUGUAGGUUUGUCAAAUUCGAAUCCAAGUGCGAAGGAUUCGUGCCAAGAAAAAGAUUCUUCUAGGACCAGCAACGACACCAUCAUGGAAACAUCGAAGAAAAGCCGGCCUCUAUGCAAACAAAAACAAACUAGCUUCGUCGCCAAGUGGGAGCAUAUGUUCGAGCAGCUUGUGGAGUACAAGAAGAAGCACAACCACACCCUCCUACCGCGGGAUUGUAAGACCAAUCCGAAGCUCGGUCGCUGGGUCGCCAUCCAGCGCCGCAUGCACGCGGAAAAUUCCCUUUUAGUCGAGCGCAAGUCCAAGUUGGAUUCCAUUGGCCUUUCGUGGGACAGGAGGCCAAGGCAAUCUGCACUAUGGAACCGUAUGUACAAGUCCCUGCUCAGGUUUAAGGCCAAGCAUAACAACACCCUAGUCCCACAGGGCGAGGGCAAGCUUGGCCGAUGGGUCCACGCCCAGCGGGUUGCCUACAAGAACAAAACCUUAUCGCAGGAGCGCAUCGCCUUAUUACAGACGAUCGGCUUUGUUUGGGACGUGCAUGGCAUGGCAAACGAACAAAAAGUCUUCACCGAACUCCAACGAAUUUCUCGUUUGUCGAUGGCCUCACUGCUGGCGGAGCAUGCAUCAACGAAUUGCCUUCCAUUAACUUGAUAUUUGGAGUGUGGCAGAAAAUGUUUCUGCAUUUUGUUCCGAUGCUUUUGCAUUUCAAGUUGUGCUCUUCUUUGUUGUACAUAAUUGUAUCCUACACAAAAUAUAAAAACACUUAAAAAAG